AGCUUUGCUGCAGACAUCAUUCUAUCGUGGAGGGGAGACAGAGCAGUGUCACUGCAACAGGAAAGUGCAUUACACCAUAAGGAAUGGUGGCAGAACCCCAAGAAUUACAAUCCUUGGAGACUACGCAGAGGACAUUCAGGAGGUCCCUUCUCGUUCCAGUCAAAGAGUUUCGGCCGAGCUUCUCAUCCUGAAACCAAAAGAAAACUGAUAUUGCUGGUUUGUUUUUAAGGUUCCCAAGGAAGAAAGAUUGUGUUCCCCAAUUCACCUGUGCAAUGUCCUGAAUGAGUAAUACAUUUUGGAAAUAAGAAGCUCUUUACUGAAGAUUUGCAAUCUGAUGGGCAUGCUCCACAGGUCCUGCUCUGCAGGUCAAGAUUGAAGAGACGGGCGGACGAACUGCAUUGAAUGUGAUUGCCAGAUCAGUUGAGGAGGCUUAGCUCAGUGGGAAAUGAUUCCUCAUGAAGUCCCUGGAUCACUUUCUGACAGCAGGUGUGACUUCCCAUGCGUUAGACUAAGAUCUGUGACGUCAGACACUAAAACCAUCCAGUGAGUGGGUGGGAGUAACAGAUCACGGAGCGAGCAAACGACGAACCAUGAAAUCUAACCAGGAACGGAGCAAUGAAUGCCUGCCCCCGAAAAAGCGUGAUUUCCCUGCCAGCAACCUGCCAUCUGAUGAGAAGCCGUUGGUGGCCCCAGCCAGCGAGAGCCAGCGUGGGGAGAACCUGGCCUGGCUUGCCAACGUGGCUAGCAGGCAGAACAACAUGGGUAGUGGCCGGCACAGCAACACAGGGAUCCCAGCCGAGGCACCAGACGUAGCCCUGUACAAACCGCUCCCUAACACGGUGGACUAUUCCUCUUCAGCCAGAGUUCCUAGGACAGAGACUACCAUGGCAACGCUUCCUGCUGUGUAUUCUUCGACUAUCUCCCAGCCGGGGAUGCCAGUCUCUUCAUUGCAGAAUUCCCAGCUCCCACACGCUUUCCAAUUCAUUAGCUCGCCCUACCCAGGGCCUUACACCAGCUACAUCCCCUCACAGCUGAUCUCUCCGACCGCAACUUCAGCCGCUGCACCCUGUUCUCAACGCUCCCAACUUGAGGCCUAUACCACUGCUGUUAUGUCACAAGCACAGGCCUCCAAAGCCGAGCACCACCAACACCAACAGCACCACAUGGUCCGGACGCCUGGGCUAAUUGCACCAGAGACACCGCCACCUUUUGCACAGCCACCCAACCAGUAUGUCCAGAUUGCAGGCUCACCUUCGGGCAUCGGCAGAGCUGUCUCCUCCCCUCCCUCCCACAUCCCGCUUCACCUCCACUCCCACCCAGCUGUCAUCCCUCAUGCCCUCGCCCUUAGCGGGAAUUCACAACUGGUGGUCCAUUACACAGAUGGAAACCUUUCUGCAUGUCCUCCUGCUAAGAAGCUCCAGGAAGACGGGCGGACACGAGAAGUUCUAAACGGCGAGUUGGACAAGGGCAGACGCUACAGCCUGUCCCACGAGGCCAGCCUGGGCAAGCCUAACAGCGGGGGCAAGGGAAGCCCCCACCAUCACCAUCACCACCAGCACCAGCAGCAUCAGCAACAACAACAACACCACCAUUACGAGACCCGUCAUGUGGUACUCCCUGGUGAAUACAACACACAGGAAACCUCAGGCAUACGGACUUCGCUGAUGCUGGUGCCAAACAGCCAUGCCUCCAGCAGCACAGACUUAGAGGCAAUCAGGGAGCAGUCGCCUUCCUCGAUCGCCCACAUUGAGAAGACUGGGCUCUGUCUGGGGAAGCCCAAUUCCAGAUCCUCCUCAUACACUCUCUCCUCACCUCAGCUUGGCACAGAUGGCGUAAAGGCAACAGCUGCCACUCUUUCUCCUCACACCGUUAUCCAGACCACCCACAACGCCACAGAGCAGAUCUCAAUGGGACUAUCUGCCGCGUCCUACUAUCCCAAUGCUGCCCAACAGCCUAUCAUUGGCUACAUUGCCGGCAGUAGCCAGCAACAGCACCAGCAGGCCAUCAGUUACCACACCAACCUGCCGCAGCACUUGGUCAUCCCAGGUAGCCAGUCUCUACUGAUCCCAGUGGGUGGUGGCAGUGGGGAUGUCGAAGCCGGGCCAACUAUCGUGACCUCAUCCCUGCAGUUCGCAGCAGUGCCUCACACCUUUGUCACCACCACAGUCCCAUUCGGGGCUGCAGAGACACUAGUCAGCCAGCCCUCAACCACCUACCACGCAGCCAUGGUACAGGCACAGAUCCACCUGCCCAUGGUUCAGCCCAUGGCCACUGCCACACCUCCAAGCGUGCUGACACCUCCUGCCACAUCCUCCUCUCUGCCCCCUUACUUCAUGAAGGGCUCCAUCAUCCAGCUGGCCAACGGGGAGCUGAAGAAGGUGGAGGACCUUAAAACAGAGGAUUUCAUCCAGAGUGCUGAGGUCAGCAGCGACCUAAAGAUAGACUCCAGUACAGUGGAGCGGAUCGAGGGCAGCCAGAACCCCAGCUUUGCCAUCAUCCAGUUUGCAGUGGGAGAGCACAGAGCUCAGGUCAGUGUUGAGGUUUUGGUGGAGUACCCCUUUUUUGUUUUUGGGCAAGGCUGGUCUUCAUGCUGCCCAGAGCAAACUACCCAACUGUUCAACCUGCCCUGCAUCAAGCUGUCAGUGGGAGAUGUCUGCAUCUCCCUCACCCUCAAGAACCUGAAAAAUGGCUCUCUGAAGAAGGGCCAGCUUGUGGAUCCGACUGGCAGCCUCUUCCUGAAACCACCAAAGAAUGACAGCCUGCAUGGGAGCAGAGUCAGGUACGUGGAGCACGAGAACGGAGUCGGGCAGAGAGGAGGUGGUGGUACUGCCGGCACAAUCGGCACACAGACCACCUCUGAAAAUGGAGAACUGAAGUUUCUUGAAAAGACAGGGCAGAUGGCUGGUUGCAGACCACUGGUCAUCAAAACAGAAGCUGGCAACAAGCCCACAACCAGGAAGAGGAGGUGGUCAGCGCCAGAGAGCCGCAAAGUGGAGAAAUGGGAAGAGGAGCCUCCUUUGACUCUUCCCAGGCCCUCUUUUAUUCCUCAGGAGGUUAAGAUUUCCAUCGAAGGUCUAUCUAAUUUAGGCAAGUGAAGGCUCACAGGGACAUUUUUUGACGACAGUGACAGUGGAAAUUAUCCCUCAUUCAUGUUUUUUUUCUAUCCAGAUUACUGUACUGUAGGCUCAAUAACCCAGUAUUUACAUGUUAUCAUCUUAAUGUUAGGUUUAUGUUAUAACCUUGUAAUAGUUGCAUCUGGUAUUUUGCAGACAAUUAGUGCAUAUUUUCAUUCCGCAAAUCUCGGGCAGUUAUUAAUCAAUUUUUUAUAUAUAAAAAAGGACGUUGGCACACUGCUUGGCUCCACAGGGAAUGUGAUUGGUAGGUCUGCAGCUCAUUUAAAGCAAUAUUACUCACCCUCCUUUUUCCCUGUGCCUCAGUGUUGGUGAAAAUAGAUAAGCAGGGCUAGCAGCUGGCUGAAAUUUUGCUAAGUUACCCCUUUAUAGUUUGUUAAACAUAACUUGAACUAGGAGAUAUGCAGGGUCUGUCAAUCAAACUUACAUACUAACAUACAGUGGGUAAGGCUCAACUGUCAGUUUUGUUAAAUCUAAUAUUACACACUUGCUUAACAAGUUAUUUGGUCAUCCUUUAUUUUAAGGGCCGUUUAUUAACUGUUAACAAACAUUGUUAAUUUUUAGCUUAGUGUUAGGGUUAUAGUUAGGG
Molecule: messenger RNA, 3720 nt
Organism: Polyodon spathula (Mississippi paddlefish)
Lineage: Eukaryota; Metazoa; Chordata; Actinopteri; Acipenseriformes; Polyodontidae
Product: ataxin-1-like
Exons: 6
Coding region: 591-3095 (834 amino acids)
Biological process (GO): negative regulation of transcription by RNA polymerase II; nervous system development
Cellular component (GO): nucleus
Molecular function (GO): protein binding; RNA binding
Source: RefSeq, a predicted model, not a curated record